AUGUCUCUGCCGUCUCCUCUGCUGUGCGCGCUGGUCCUACUGGCUCUCCCCUUCCUCCUCGAGGCGCAAGUGACGCCAGCGGCGUCGCCGGAGCCGGCGGCGAAUCCCGACCCAGUGGCCAUCUUGGAGGGCGGUCGCCAGUACAGCAAGCUCCUCAAGCUGCUGAAGGAUAAACACCUCGUCGACGGCAUCGCGAACCAGUUGCAAAUCUCGCCUGAUGGGCUCACUAUCUUCGCCCCCACCGACAAAGCCUUCAACAAGCUCCCCACCGGUGCCCUCAACAAGCUCUCGUCAGAAGAACAGACGCAGCUGCUGAUGCUCCAUGUAGUGGGCAGGUACUACAGCUUCGAGUUGCUCCCCACCGCCAGCAACCCCGUCCAGACGCUGGCCUCCUUAUAUACCCUAAACAUCACCAGCGGCAACAACCAGGCAAACGUUUCCACCGGAGCGGUGAACACGCCGGUGAACACCGGCCUCUACGACAAGUUCCCCCUCGCCAUCUUCCCCAUCGACGCCGUCCUGAUCCCGACAGAGCUGGUAGGAGGGAAGGCCCCCGCGCCAGGUGCGCCGUCGCCGGCGUCGCUGUCUGCGUCGGCAAGCUGCAGGGGGAGGAGGGUCGCCUGGGGAGUCUUCCUGGGGACUGGCCUGGCCUUCCUGGGCUUGCUCCGGUGA
Molecule: messenger RNA, 672 nt
Organism: Spirodela intermedia
Lineage: Eukaryota; Viridiplantae; Streptophyta; Magnoliopsida; Alismatales; Araceae
Source: the annotation of a GenBank genome assembly